AGGCGAGCCCCUUCCGUGUGGACGUGUACGCCCCCUUGGGCGGUGCCCGGCUCACGCUGAAGCCGAAGGAUGAGCGGUACUCGGUGGUGCUGGGAACGGGAAGCAAUGGCACGGAAAUGUCGAUGGAUUUGCUCGUGCGGGAGGUCGAAAAGGGCAAGGACGCAGAGGACGGCCCGUCCACAAGCGAGGCGAAGCAGAGGGUGAAGCAGAAGGCUGUAAGUGAUACGCACUCUUAUAUGGAGGAGCACGGCCUCGUGCCUUUCGUGCAGAAUUUGAUGGCCAGCGUGCUCGCGGAAAAGCCGGCCGACCCGUUCGCGUAUAUGGAGCACCAGCUCCGUGGCAGACAGAGCGUCGUCACUCCCACGGCCCCGCUGGCGGCUCCUCCAACUUCAGUCAAGGAUUCGAGGCAGAAAACCAAAGCCAAAGUCAAAGUCAUGCAGGAGAUCAUGGUGCCUUGCGCGAGGAACUUCAAGGAGCCCGCGUUCGUGACCAUGGACUUCGAGGGGAGGGAGGUGAUGAAGAGGCCUCUGGUCACGGCCGACCUGAUGAAGGAUGGCACUCAAGCCAGGCGCCUUGUCCUGCAUAACCUCCGCGAGAACUUCCCCUUCAGGAAUGUCCAGACGCCGUUGGCCGAGAUUUUGUCGAACUUCGAGCGGGACGAUUGUUUUUCCACGCCGGCAAUCAGCUACUCUGCGAGCGGCUUUUUCCAGUUCGUACGCGCGGGGCCGCGCGAGAAGCUACACUUUGACCCAGCGGGAGUGGUUGCCACCAUCGUGACCUGCGGAGGGCUAUGCCCAGGUCUGAACGCAGUGAUUCGUGAGAUCGUCAUGAUGCUGACCCAGUACGGUGCUAAGAAGAUAUGGGGCAUCAAGGGUGGCUUCAAAGGAGUGGUGUGCCCAGAGAGCUGGAUAGAGCUCACACCAGACCUGGUGCAGGACAUCCAUAACAUCGGGGGCACCAUCCUGGUCAGUGACCGUGGGAAUCCCACAGAGGACGAGCAGUCUAAAUACCUCAUCGAAAUGGGUGUGAAAGCGCAUUUCAUUAUCGGCGGCGACGGUACCCACAAGGGUGCCUACGAUAUGUACGAGGUGCUGAAGACGAAGGGCCACGAGUGUGCUGUGGUGGGAGUGCCGAAGACCAUAGACAAUGACAUCCCGAUGCUGGACCGCACAUUUGGCUUCGACACGGCCUGUACCGAGGCGGAAAAGGCCAUCGACGCAGCUUACGUGGAGGCCACAUGCAAUGCAAAUUGUCUGGGUCUGGUGAAGCUCAUGGGCCGUUCCUGUGGCUUCAUCGUGCAGAACGCAUGCCUCGCCGCCCGCCGCGUGGACCUGGUGCUUCUCCCAGAGAUGGAGAUCUCCCUGGAGAAGGUGCUCCUAUACCUGCUCGAGCUGAUGCAGACCAAGGGCUACGCCGUUGUCGUGGUCGCGGAAGGCUGCGGAGACACCCUCAUCAAGAGCUCUGGGGAGAAGGACGCCGGCGGCAACGUCAAGCUCGCAGACGUCGGCCCAUGGCUGAAGAAGAAGGUCGAGGAGCGCUUCAAGCAGGUGAAGCUGCCCCUGAGCAUCAAGUACAUCGAUCCCACCUACAUGAUCCGUGCGGUGAGCGCGAACGCCAACGACAGCGUAUACUGCGCCACGCUCGCGAACGACGCCGUGCACGCGGCGAUGGCCGGUUUCACGGGGGUCACCGUGGCCCAGAUCCACCAGCACUUCGUCCUGCUGCCCAUGCAGUGCGUCACCAAGCAGAGGCUGAAGCGUGUCGAUGUCAGGGGCAAGUGGUUCAUGGAGCUGAUGGCGACCACCAAGCAGCCAGACGUGGCGCCCGACGGCUACGUGCCGCCGGAGCCCGGGCCGGAGGAGGUCGACAAGCUGACCGACGUCAUCCAGCUCGUGGACCCCCUCUCCUGCCUCCCACCGGACUGUGAGGUGCGGAGGCUGGAGCUGGAGCACCUAGGCGCGCAGUACGGCCUCAAGGAGCACCCCUCCCCGCUCGGCGCCAAGAUCAAGACGGCCGGAGACGUGGGCUUCCACGACGCGGAGUCGUGGGUGACGCAGUCGCUGGGCCACGAGCGCGUGAGUCUGCAGAUGCUCAGGGCGGGGCCCCGCCGCACUCUGCACUUUGUGCCCGAGGAGGUGGCCGCCACCAUCGUGACCUGCGGGGGUCUGUGCCCUGGUCUCAACGACGUCAUCCGGGAGCUGGUGAUGUCACUCUACACUUACGGGGUCAAGAAGGUGUACGGGAUCAAGGGGGGCUACAAGGGCGUCGUGAAUCCGCAGUGCUGGGUGACCUUGACGCCUGAGAGCGUCCAGGACAUCCACUACCACGGGGGCUCGAUCCUCGUGAGCGACCGCGGGAACCCCCCACACAUCGAGAUGGCCAAGAUGCUGCGGAGGAAGGGUGUCCGACAGCAUUUUGUGCUUGGCGGCGACGGUACACAGAAAGGCGCCAUGCAGACAUACGAGCAGAUGCAGAAUAUUGGUUGGGAGUGUUCUGUCAUCGGAAUCCCGAAGACGAUCGACAACGACAUAAAUCUGCUUGACAGGAGCUUCGGAUUCGACACAGCGCUGUCUGAGGCAGAGAAGGCGAUCGAUGUGGCAUACGUUGAGGCUACUUGCAAUGCAAACUGCAUCGGACUAGUGAAGCUGAUGGGGCGCCACUGUGGCUACCUUACUAUGUUGUCUUCGACGGCAGCCCGGCACGUGGAUAUAUGCUUGCUGCCUGAGAUGGAUAUUAGCAUCGAUAAGGUUCUGGACUACUGUGUGACGCUGAUCAACACCCAGGGCUACGCCGUAAUGGUUGUGGCCGAGGGCUGUGGCGACACGAUGCUGCAGGGUGACGACGAGACGGACGCUGGAGGUAACAAGAAGAUCGCGGAUGUUGGCCCGUGGCUGAAAGACCAGAUCGGAUCUCACUUCAAGGAGGUGCGGAUGCCCAUCACCGUCAAGUACGUGGACCCCACCUACAUGGUCCGGGCCGUACCGGCAAACGCGAACGACAGCAUCUACUGCGCUGCUCUGGCGCAGGCGGCGGUGCACGGCGCUAUGGCGGGGUACACCGGCGUGACCGUGGGCAAGGUGGACUCGAGCCUAGUGUACCUGCCCAUCAAGAUGCUCACCAGUCUUCCCAGCCGCACCGUCGACGUCAAGGGGGGAGUGUUCGAGCGGCUCAUCGCAACGACGGGCCAGCCCCACUUCGGGGAGCUGGGCCAGACCAAAGCGAAGCCGAUGGACCCCUCGAAGGACCUGACGGGGACCAGGACUCAGGGGCAACAGUGGGGGAUAGGCAUAGGGGAAUGCAUCGACCCCCAAUCGCCCAUUGAUCGCCGACACGGGUCUGAUAGCCCCACCCCGCAAAGGAACGUGCGGACUCACUAUCGGGGGCCCAUCGCCGAUCUGUCGGCGAUGUAUCGCCGAUUCCAGGGCGAUGUUUCCUCUCCUAUGUCAGUCCCCCCUGUCGUUGCCCCUCGAGGACGAGAAGCAUUAACAUCAGAGGCUCAGAGGAGGAAAAGGUACCGAUCCCGCUACCUGCGCCCGUUUUCCUCGUUUUGGGGCCUCCUGGGAUGCCCUCGUCACCACCGCUGGAUUCGCCUCGAAAUCCUUGUCAGAACGCGCCCUGGGAGAUGUCCAGGAAGUAGCGGUAUUGGAACCUUUUGGUCUCCUCAAGAGGCACUCCCUCCGGGAAGUUUACAGAUGCCAUUCGCGUGCCAGAUACAACUCUCGCCGUCGUCGAUGGCUACGGGAAUUUGGUAG
This is a messenger RNA of Prorocentrum cordatum, 3752 nucleotides long. The record is from the annotation of a GenBank genome assembly. NCBI's taxonomy places the organism in Eukaryota, Dinophyceae, Prorocentrales, Prorocentraceae.